GUAUUCAUCUCCGAUCGCCACCACCAAGGAUAGCUGCGCACGUAUUAGAGAACGGUGAAAGAGCUUAUUCCCAUUUUUAAUAUUUUUUGAAAACAAUUUUGAACAAAUCAAUCAAUCAAUUAUGUGGUACUACGAGGUACAACUGUUGAUCACCAACCUCAUCAUAAUUGUGGGAGAAAACGAUUUCCCUAAGGACAACGUGUCUCCCAAACAAGCUGAAUUCAACGCCCAAACGGUGUACUUUGUGAAGAAAAGGGGAUCAGCCAUGGACUGGUUAGCUUGCCGCAUUCUUUCAGCAAAACAAGGGCCUGAGAUUGCUUACUUCUCUGCUGAACCAAAUGAGGCCGCUAACAUCAACAACUCUGCUACUCCCAAUGCCAUGAUGGCCCAGUGGUUGGCCCGAGCGCCCAGUGGACCCCAACGCCGUGCCGUCGAUAUUACUGUCGGACGGAAUUUUGAUGAUGAUGAUGAAUACAACUAAUAUAACAAAGAUGAACGUCCACUGGGCUAAUGAUGGAGUCGUGCAUAAAUAAAAUAUUUAUAAAAGAAAUAAAAAACAUAAUUUAAAAUAAAUGUACUUUAAAGAACCAAAAAAAAUAUUUAA
Neocloeon triangulifer is the source of this 604-nucleotide messenger RNA. RefSeq lists its product as uncharacterized. The coding region runs from base 122 to 481 and encodes 119 amino acids. The record is from RefSeq and is a predicted model, not a curated record. The transcript is spliced from 3 exons. Lineage: Eukaryota; Metazoa; Arthropoda; Insecta; Ephemeroptera; Baetidae.